UCAAUUCUCAUCACUGUUCUCACUCGUUGCAGUUGAACACGUAGGACUAUUUAGUUGAUCUUCCUCAAAUAUUUACAUUUAUUCAGGUUUUAAGUGUUCUUACUCGUGAAAAUGUAGUGUGAUAAAACAUUUGCAUUAGUACAUAAUACAUAAUACUAUAUAAUACAUAAUACCGAUAAAGUUAUUCUAAGAGUAAAAGAUUCUCAGUAAGUUGGUUGACUAUAAGAAACGGUUUCAAAAUGUAUAUUCAAGUGCGCACUGUGGACACAAAGAAUAAAAUUACUCUUGAUCUUUCUAAAACUACUAAAGUAUCAGAGUUAAAGAAACUUAUCGAAUCCCAUUUUAACAUACAACCAGAUAAGCAAAGAUUGUUUUUUCGAGGGAAACAGCUGGAAGAUGAAUACACCCUUUUUGAUUACAAUAUCAAUGUAGGUGAUGUGGUGCAGGUUAUGGAAAAAGCUUCAGUUAUUGUUACUGAAAACCAGGAAAAAGCCGAUUCAAAAGCAGGACCAAGUAAUGAGAUCUCCACAGCAGUAAAAUCACCCUUUGAUGAUUUCCUUGGUGAGGCAGUUGAAAGCAGUGAUUACUUUAAGGUAGGAGAGUAUGUAGAUGGCCGUGACUCAACUUAUGGUGCUUGGUUUGAAGGACAAAUUCACAAGAUUUAUAAAGAUAAAAAUUAUGAAGAAAAUAAAGAAACAUUCAAAAGUGAUGAAACCUCUGGAUGGCCACAUGAUGGAUAUUUUUAUGAGGUUGCAUUCAUAGAAGAGGGUGACAUAUCAUGCACUAUUAAAGUAAGGCUUUUGGAUGUAAGACCACGAGCCCAAGAAAAGAUACCAUUUGAAGAUAUAAAAGUAGGGGACAAAGUCCUUGCGAAUUAUAACAUAGAAGACCCAACUAAAAGGGGUUAUUGGUAUGACUGUGUUGUCUCUAAAGUCAAGUCAGGCCAGAGGAAAAGCCUUACUGCAGAAGUGUUUAUUGGGCCAUCAACAUCUCUUAAGAACUGCAAAAUUUUAUUCACAGACGAAGUUAUGAAAUUUGGAGAGACAAAGCCUCUGGUGGACAGAAAACCAAAUACUGGUGUUGAACCUGCAGCUCGACAGACAGAAGUACCGAUGAAGUGUGAUCACUGCAACAACAACGAGCGGCGCAAGUGUCGUGAAUGUGGCUGUCACGUGUGUGGACUGAAGACAGAUGAGAGCAAGCAGAUCAUGUGUGAUGAAUGUGACUAUGCUUACCAUAUCUGGUGUCUCACACCUCCUCUUGAAAAGAUCCCUGAUGUCGAUGACUGGUAUUGUCAUGAAUGUAAAAACGAUGAGAAUGAAAUUGUAUCUGCGGGUGGAAAACUUAAGGAAUCAAAGAAGAAAGCGAAAAUGGCCUCCAAACAGAAUAAUAGCACCCGUGACUGGGGAAAAGGAAUGGCAUGUGUUGGCCGAACUAAAGUCUGCACGAUCGUUCCAUUUGAUCAUUUUGGUCCCAUUCCUGGAGUCGAAGUUGGAACAUUAUGGAAAUUCCGGAUUCAGGCAUCAGAGGCAGGUGUACACCGACCACAUGUUGCUGGAAUUCAUGGUAGGGAAAAUAUUGGUGCAUUUAGUAUUGUUCUAAGUGGUGGAUAUGAAGAUGAUAUAGACAAUGGAGACGAAGUUGUGUACACAGGAUCUGGAGGUCGUGAUCUAUCCGGCAACAAACGCACCAAUGCCCAGGGCUUUGACCAAAAACUCAGUCGUUUAAACAAAGCCAUUGCCUUAAACUGCAAUGUUCCACUGAACCAAAAAGGUGCAGAGGCCAAAGAUUGGCGAGGUGGAAAACCAGUUAGAGUGAUCCGCAACUACAAAUUGGCAAAACACUCUAAAUAUGCACCACCAGAAGGAAACAGAUAUGAUGGAAUUUACAAGGUUGUAAAGUACUAUCCAGAGAAAGGGCAAUCCGGUUUUACUGUCUGGCGAUUUGUAUUCCGGCGAGAUGAUCCAAUACCUGCACCGUGGACCAAACAAGGCAAGAAACGCAUUGAAGCACUUGGUUUGGAGAUGCAGUACCCUGAUGGAUAUCUUGAAGCCCUGGAAGCCGGUAAAAAAUUGAAAGAUGUGGGUGAAGAUUCUGAAACACCUAAAAGUAAGGGUAAAAAGAGAGUUUUGGAAGAGAGUCCAAAUCCUCAACCUAAAGCAUCUACAAAAAAGGUGAAAGUUAUUGAGUUCCGUUUGGAAGAUGAUAUGUUACUUAAUAUCCAGAAAGAUGUAGAGAAUGAAAAAUUGUGGGAUGAGUGCAAGAAAGAAACUUGUUUAGGAAAAUCAAAAUUUCUGGCCAAAGUAGAAGAGUCAUUUACCUGCAUUUGCUGCACCGAAUUAGUGUUCAAACCUGUCACCACUCCGUGCCUCCAUAAUUUCUGCAGUAGUUGCCUCAAACGGUCAUUUCAAGCUGAAGUGAUGACAUGCCCUACCUGCCGCAGUUCGCUUGACAAAGAAGUGCUCAAGAAGAUCAACGUGGCUCUUCAAGAAGUUCUACUUCUGCUUUUCCCAGGUUACUCUGGGUCAAGAUAAUGAUUUCUUUUUACAAAGCACAUAAAAAAAAACAUAAUACCUCAUAUUUCAUAAUCAAUAUGUUUUCUUUUUCUUUGUUGUUGUGUUGUUACUUUUAUUUAUUUGUUGAUUAGUUAAACCCUUAAUAUGAAACAGGACAAAGGAUGGACUUAUUCUAAUGUUUAUUCUCUCAACUCUUUUAAGAUAUUGGCUACAGUUAUUAAAUAAGUAUUACAUGUACAUUGGAUGAAAACUUUUCAAAGUAAAAUUUCAUAUUUAGACAAAGUAAAUAUUUGCUUAAAUAGUAAUACAUUAGGUACUAAUCAUUAUAUUCUCAGCACAACUAUUAGGCAUUUUGGGUACAGUGACUUUGGUUUAAGCCUGUAAAAUAAUCUAAGUUUAACUCUAAAAGUGUGUAGAAACUAUCGUCCAAAGUAGACCAUUAUGGUGUAAUUCUGUUUUAUCAAUAAUGUUGACUAUUUAAAUUAUAGCAAUACCACCAGACACUACAAGACAUCUGCUGUGGUAUCUUGUAUGCCUAUAACUCCCUGAUCGAGUUAAGAAUCUAAGGUAUUUAAUAAACAAGAACUGGCAUAAGUCCAUCUCUAAUCCUGAAAAGUACAAUAUUUAUAAUAGCAUUAGUUCAGUAGCACUGCUAAAUGUGCUAAAAACACAUUAUUUCUAUACAUAAUUCAAUUGUACUCAUUUUUAACUAAAUAUUCAAUUUUGUGUUUUGAGAAACAUCAAUUAACAUAUAAGAGGGGUUUUUUAUAUGGUUAUAUUACAGAUCACUAUUUCAUAUAUUAAUAUUUCCUAUGCCUCACCAGAAGAUACAAAAUAAGGACUCUGUAAUAAAAGUAAUUAAGCUCUUCAGAAUAUCAAAGGUCAGCGGAAAAGUAAAAAAGCGUUUAUAUACAAAAAGAAGUCCCAAAAAUAAAACAAACUGCAUAUGACAAUACAAAAACGCUAGUGUUCUGUUAAACUACUUGGAUUUGGCUCAGUACAUUGAAAAGUGUUUUUAUAAAGACUAUACAAAACAAGUUACAUCAAACGGAAAAACACCAACAGAGAAGAAAAAAGGAGUUAAAGGGCUCAGGAAAUAAAAAAGGUACGGUUAGGCUUGUAGAGUAUACAACUUCCCGAUAGAUGAUGUGUAUUUACAUAAAUACCCUGAAGAGGAUUUCACCAAAACUGACAAGACACAGCGAAAGGACCACAUGACAUUUUAAGAAUCUGUUGAAUGUGGUAAAUUUUGGCUUGUCUCUAAGUGAGAUGAGUAAAUCGGAACACUUCACACGUGUGAGAAUGUUAUGCAAUUUUUUACGACGUGCAAUUAUGUUCAAGCUCUCUAGAAUAUUGUGAAUGUCUAUCCUUUAUGUUUUCUUUUUAGUAUAUGCAUAACACAUACAUAAAAUGCCUAAUUUUGCUUAACGUUUUUUCCAUAACUUUGCUUAAACUUUUUUACUCCACUGUCAGGCAUGCUUAUCACAUAAUUAAUAAUAAAUAAAUAAAUGCAUAAUCUUGCUUAACCUUUUCUUCUCCACUGCUGGGAAUGCUUAUCACACUAUUAAUAAUAAAAAUCACAUGCAUAAUCUUACCUUAGCCCUUUCCACACCACUUUGCCAAAAGGAGUAGUAACUUAACAGUUUGGUUGGGUCUGUAUUUCUGCUUAGCAAUACUUUGUUUAUUGCACAAUGAAUGAUUUUGCUUGAUCAUGCUUUCUCAUAAAAGAAACCUAGGUAACACAUAAUCAAUGUUUUAUUGCUCUUUGUUAUUUUAAAGUGAACUGUCUGUUGAUGUGUACUUCACAGUUGCUUUUUUAAUCGUUUGAAGUACUGUGUUUUAUAAAUGUUUGUUCAGUAGUUAUUUUUAUCAGACAAGAAAGAAGGCAAUAGAUUACUAGUGGACCAAAGGUAAUACAAUUAUUGAUAAAUUGUUUUAAGGGUUUAACUUAAUUCUAUGUUAUUUUUGUGUACAUUUGUAAGUAAAUAAAACUCCAGAUUUUUGUGAAAAAACAAGUGAUAUGUUUAUUGAUCUUGAUACAUCAUAUGUAUUAAUUUCAUACUUUAUAUUGUAAAAUAGCACCACAAUUUCAGGUAUCCAGCCAUGGUGAAUAGAUAAAUGCUUAGUUAGUCAUGGUUGGUUUAUUGGAAAAAGCAUUCAAGUACAGUUCAUGUUCACUGGAGAUUAAUUAAUUUUGUUUUUACAUAAUAAUAACACAUAAUCUGUUUCUACUUUUAAUAAAUGUAUUAGUAUUUCUAUCAAUAGUUUACUCAUUUAUUUAAGGUACAUAAUAUAUUGUAAUUUUUUGUGAUCUGGCCCACUGUACACCACCCAACAAUGCUACUGUUUUGUACUUUAUUGUAGUUAAUACUUUAAAAUUUACAAUUUGAAAUACAGCGAGUCACCAUUAUUCCAGUGUUAAUCUAGGCCUCUCAAAAAAUUGUUAAUGUGUUAUGAUCAAUAGGAACAUUAUCUGUUAACAUAAUACAGUUACUUAGUGCCUUCAACUUUCAGGAACAAUAAAUAGGUUAAGUACAUUGCAAUUAUCGGUAAAUUAGGUAUUAGUAAUAUUUGCCACUUUCACUUCUACAAUUAAAGUAUUUUUCUUGCUCAAUAAGUACACUAAUAUGGUUUAUAUGUUUUUGUCAUCCAACCUUACAUUUUCUACUUCAGCAUUAACCCUGUGUAAGUCCUGCUAGAUUAGAAACACUGGCAAAAAUGAUUUUUAUUCAUAAAACAUGAAAAAUUUAAAUAAUGAUAUUGUGCCUUUAAAUAAUAUUAUUUUUUCAAUAUAAAAGCAUCCAAUUGUUUUAACAUUUUUUAAAUACUGAUUGAGGCUUUUAAUUUUAGUAGUAGUAAAAUAUAUUCCAAACAUAAUUUUGAACCUGUACUGACAAACUUAAACAGUUAUUUAAGUUGUAUAAUUAAUGGGGAUAGGUUGAUUCUGAUACUGGAUGUCUGAAUUCCUCAACACUUAGUGGUAUUAAACUAUAGACAAAAGUCAGUACUGUGAGCCUCUUCACUUUAUUCUGAUACCAAUAUUUUGAAAGUAUAAUCACAAAAUAAUUAAUAAAAUCAAGUGCUUAAAUACAUUGGGGAAGUAACAAUAUUUUAUUUAAAUGUCUUCAUUCUGUAAUAAAUUAAUGAUUGCAACAUGCAACAUUUGCAUUCUAUAGUAUUUUCUGUAGAAAGAAGAACUGUAGUUUAAAGAAGGCCAUAUUCUAGUAAAGUACUAUAUUACCAGCUGUUAAUAUCAUUCUCAGUUAAUAUAUUUCUAAGUUGUUUCAUUCUCAGUCCCGUUCAUAAAAUCAUUACUUCUCUUAUUACUAGAGAAAAUCCAAAUUUAUUUCAUCACCCAUAAUAUAAGCUUUUAAAAUUAACUGUUAACAUUUUUAAUAGUAACUGAGUUAUUAUAUACAUCAAACAAUCAUAGCACAAGCUAUAACCGAUUGAAACUUUAAACGUUAGGCAAAUUCAGUUAUUAACAUUUAUUAUCUUGAAUGGUAUUAUUUAAAGUUUCCUUAUACAAUGUCAUUACAACAAAUAAUUUCAGUCCCUGUGCUUAAUAAGUAAUUUAAUAGUCACCUGAUGAUUCAUUAAUACACUAUUUUUGCCAGUCAUAGUGGGGGAGAUGGUUCUAAGUCACGUAGAAAAAGGAUAUUACAGAUAUAUAAUCUUAAAAAAAAAUUGUAAACCUACACCAGUGCAAGGAGUACGUCACCUACACAGGGUUAAUCAAAUAUCUUGUAUCUGGCAUUCUAGAUUUCAUUUACAUAAGAUAAUGGGGCUCUGUUGUAUGUAAUAAAAUAUGUUUACUCUUUUACAUUAAAACAAAUUUAUAUUUCCGUAAUUUUGUUAUAUAAGGUUAAUUUACUAUGUAUUUUAUUCUAGUUGUAUUUCUUCCAUUAUUAUAACUGACUUUUUUUGUUAUUUUUAUAGUAUUAAACAAAUACAUUAUUUCAUAAUU
Homalodisca vitripennis (glassy-winged sharpshooter) is the source of this 6483-nucleotide messenger RNA. Its product is annotated as E3 ubiquitin-protein ligase UHRF1-like. Lineage: Eukaryota; Metazoa; Arthropoda; Insecta; Hemiptera; Cicadellidae. The transcript is spliced from 13 exons. The record is from RefSeq and is a predicted model, not a curated record. Gene Ontology annotation, biological process: negative regulation of gene expression via chromosomal CpG island methylation; protein ubiquitination. Bases 240 to 2534 code for a protein of 764 amino acids. Gene Ontology annotation, molecular function: metal ion binding; protein binding; ubiquitin protein ligase activity.